This is a messenger RNA of Nicotiana attenuata, 671 nucleotides long. Its product is annotated as photosystem I subunit O-like. The record is from RefSeq and is a predicted model, not a curated record. Bases 87 to 515 code for a protein of 142 amino acids. Lineage: Eukaryota; Viridiplantae; Streptophyta; Magnoliopsida; Solanales; Solanaceae. The transcript has 4 exons.
UUUAUCAAUUAUUUUCUUCCAUUCUCUAUUCCUGGUGACACUAACUGAAAUACUAUUCAGAGAAUAAGAGAAGAAAAGAAGCAAAAAUGGCAGCAACAAUGUCCACUGUUGUAGGCUUAGUUAGUUCAUCUCUUUCUUCUCCAAAGAAGGCUUGCCUCAGCUCAGGCUUCUUGAAAUCACCAGUGACAGCAAGAAACCCUUUAAGGGUAGCACAAGCUUCAGGAGGCAAAUUUACAUGUUUUGAAAGAGAUUGGCUGAGGAGAGACCUGAAUGUGAUUGGAUUUGGUUUGAUUGGAUGGCUGGCUCCUUCUAGCAUUCCAGUAAUCAAUGGCAAGAGUUUGAGUGGCCUUUUCUUUGAUAGCAUUGGCACUGAACUCUCUCAUUUCCCCACUGGACCUGCUCUCACUUCUCAGUUCUGGCUAUGGUUGGUGUGCUGGCACUUGGGCUUGUUCAUCUGCCUAACUUUUGGACAAAUUGGAUUCAAGGGACGGACUGAGGACUAUUUCUCAAAGUAGAAUAUUCCCUUCUGAAAAUUUGUGUAUAAAAAAGAAAUACGCUAUUUCAGAUCCUUAGUAUUGGUAUUUUCCCUUCAUUUCAGCAUGUUAUGAGCGUGAAAUACCUUCUACUUUGCAAGUUUUUUUCAAUUUUUGCGCUUAUUGCUCCAACUAUAA